GGCCAAGUUAGUGGUCAAAGCACCUGCAGUUGUGGAAUAUAAAAUGUGGCUGGUACAAUUAGUAGCUGGUUUGUUAAGUCUGGGAUUGGUUAUAUCCUUGCCAGCAGAUGUGGGGCGAGCCAGUUCGGUGACCACUGUGUCCAUCGUUAAGGGACAUGGCUAUGUGCUCGAGGAGCACGAGGUCCAGACCUCAGAUGGUUACCUCCUGACCAUGCAUCGUAUUCCCUACUCCAAGAACACGGGCGACGAUGGAAAACGACCUGUGGUCUUUCUCAUGCACGGAUUGUUGUGCUCCUCCUCGGAUUGGGUGCUUGCAGGACCUCACAGCGGACUGGCUUUUCUGCUAUCCGAGGCUGGCUAUGAUGUCUGGAUGGGAAAUGCUAGAGGAAACACCUACUCCAAGAAGCACGCCACCAAAUCCCCGCUGCUUCAGCCGUUCUGGAACUUUGAGUGGCACGAUAUUGGAAUUUACGAUCUGCCCGCAAUGAUGGACUUUGUCCUUUACCGCACGGGUGCGGAUCAGCUAACAUAUGUGGGUCACUCCCAAGGUACCACCUCCUACUUCGUCCUGAACUCGAUGAUCCCUCGCUUCAAGAGCCGCAUUAGGUCGGCCCAUCUGCUGGCCCCCGUGGCUUGGAUGGAGCACAUGGAGAGUCCCCUGGCCACAGUGGGAGGACCUUUGUUGGGACAGCCCAAUGCCUUCGUGGAGAUCUUCGGCAGCGCCGAGUUCCUGCCCAAUACGCAGCUGAUGAACCUGUUUGGGGCUCUCAUUUGCAACGACGAAGCCAUUUCCCAGUUCAUGUGCACCAAUGUCCUGUUUUUGUUGGGCGGCUGGAACUCCCCGUAUGUCAACGAAACCUUGAUGCCGGAAAUUAUGGCCACCACGCCUGCGGGCUGUUCGGUCAAUCAGAUCUUCCACUACCUGCAGGAAUACAACUCCGGAUAUUUCCGGCAGUUCGACUACGGCUCGACGCGGAACAAGAAGGAGUACAGCAGCAAGACUCCGCCAGAGUACGACGUGGAGGGCAUCGAGGUGCCCACCUAUCUGUACUACAGUGACAAUGACUACUUCGCCAGUCUGAUCGACGUGGAUCGCCUCCGUUACACCAUGAAUCCGAGUGCCCUGAAAAGCGCAUACCGUCUGCCGGAGGAAAAAUUUAACCACAUCGAUUUCUUGUGGGGACUGAAUAUCAAGGAAAUUCUUUAUGAUCGGGUUAUUGAUGACAUUAAUAAUGCAUAAACGUGUGCUGCAAAUAAAGCCACGUGACAUUGUGAUAAAAAA
Messenger RNA from Drosophila rhopaloa, 1282 nucleotides. RefSeq names its product lipase 3. Gene Ontology annotation, molecular function: hydrolase activity, acting on ester bonds. The record is from RefSeq and is a predicted model, not a curated record. The transcript has 2 exons. NCBI's taxonomy places the organism in Eukaryota, Metazoa, Arthropoda, Insecta, Diptera, Drosophilidae. Gene Ontology annotation, biological process: lipid metabolic process. The coding region runs from base 44 to 1240 and encodes 398 amino acids.